Molecule: messenger RNA, 2169 nt
Organism: Klebsormidium nitens
Lineage: Eukaryota; Viridiplantae; Streptophyta; Klebsormidiophyceae; Klebsormidiales; Klebsormidiaceae
Source: the annotation of a GenBank genome assembly
CGGUUAUAUAGUCCCGGGCCCUAAAUAGGCAUGAAGGGAGCACUUGAUCAGUAAAACUUAAAAGACGAAGUGAGACUCGGAGCCUGCCAUUGCAUUGCUCAUGCACGAGGGUGGUCGCAUUUCGCUUUUGAAUUGUGCUCUGAAGAGCCUGGAAAGCUGUGAGAAAUCUCAAGCAAUCUGCGGAGAACCUGCUGGGAACUCUUGAAGGGGAAGUAUACUGCGUCCUUGCUGCGGACACUCUUCAAAUCAACUCCUUCUGAGUUCGAGGACCGUGCUAGCUGCGGUUAAUUAAUAUAAGAUAUGCCCGCUCUUUGGCUUAACCCAACCCACGCCAAUGCCAACCGAACCGUCGUCCUCAGUCUCUACCGCCAGCUCCUUAGAGAGCUCGACAGAAACUCCCUAGGCCUCGGCCUUCUCGCCCGGGAGUCGCGCAAGAACGAGCUGCGGGGGUUUUUCAUCCUGGGCCGCCAGGAAGAGUCCGUAUACAACAUAGAGAAGCUGCUUGAUACGGGGCGCUACGUGCUCGAGCAACUGAGGCAAGGAAAGGUCCCGACCGGCGAACGGCCCUUCUUCUAACGUGGCCACAUGGCCGCUGUCCAAGUCGUCCGAACGAGCUCCGUUUGUGGCGCCGUCCGAAACUCCUCUGUGAGCUGCCGUGCGAGCCCCUCGGGGCAGCCCCUCCCCGUGCCUAGUUACCGCCCCUCCGCCCCUGCUUUGCGCAGCCGCUUCCUCUCUAAGCCUUUCCUACCCUCCUUGGCCCCCAGCAAACUAGCGCGAGCCUCAAAAAGCCCCACUCGCGCCAGCGUUGACAUCAGCACCCCCUUUGGGACGGAGAUAACCACCGGCGGGGGGAAUGGCGUGCAACCGACCCCCGUCGACUCCAAGGGUGACCUCACCCCGCGGACCAGUCAGAUCCUGGACGUCCCGGUUCCGAGGGUUCUGAACGCGCGGCAAGUGUACGUCGCUGCCGCAAAGCUUGCGGUUGUUAAGGCGAAGUUGACGAACCUGAGGAUUUUCCUCCAAGCGAUAGUGGCUGGCGUUUUCAUCGCCCUCGGGGGGGCGCUUUUUCUGACGGUCGGGGGGGCGUGCCCCACGAUGCAGGCAAACAACCCUGGGCUUCACUCGUUCUUCAAGGGGCUCAUCGGGCUGCCGUUCGGAUUGACCCUCUGCGUCUUCACAGGUGUCGAGCUGUUCACAGGGAACACCAUGGUCAUGACCGCGGGCUGGCUGGACGGGCGCAUCUCCUUCGGGCAAGUCAUGCGCAACUGGCUCUUCAGCUACACGGGGAAUUUUUUCGGGUCGCUCCUGGCUGUGUGGGCCUUCUCCGUCGCUCAGAUCUUGCCGCAUGCCGCUAGCCAAGCCACGUCGAUCGGCCUGUCGGUUGCCAAGACUAGCUACCCCCUGGCGACGGUGUUUAUGAGGGGAAUACUCUGCAACUGGAUGGUCUGUAUGGCCGUCUGGAUCGCGAUCGCGUCCACCGACGGCGUCUCCAAGUACGUCGGCAUGUUCCUCACGAUCAGCUCCUUCGUGGCGUUGGGCUUCGAGCAUUCCGUCGCCAACAUGUUCAUCAUCCCCUAUGGAAUGCUUUUGGGCGCUAACGUCAGCUGGUCUCAAUACCUGCUGGGCAACCUGCUGCCGGUUAGUAUCGGGAACAUUAUCGGUGGCGCCUUUUGCAUGGCGGGAGUCAUGGGGUACUUCUACUCCGAGAACCUGAACAAGCCGAAAGAGGCUUGAGGUAGGUUGCAGUGAGUACAGUGUUGUCGCUUUGUGUGCGGAUUAGGGCCCAGGCGGAUGUGCGAAGCUGGUCACUUUUGUUGUGAAUUUGUCACUGUGCAACAUCUUCGGGCUUUGAAGUGUACAAAGCAGGUCGUCCUUGUAAGUAUAAAGUCUAGCUGAUUGAGGCUUCCUUAUGCAGCUGAGUGAUUUGAUUACUAGCUUUUCUGAGACAGUCAAGCAGAUACUCAAGAUACCCCGACACUGGCCGCUGGUGUUUCUCGGCCUUCACUUCAAGCUGAGCUAAGCAGGCUCGUUGCGACUCCGCACUUAUGAUUACGUUCAACGGUAUGUCACACAGCUAGGUCCGUGUGAUGUACGUACCGGCCAGUCAGUGACUGAGUUUUCGCGCUUGAAAACGCCGUUGGAUUUCAAUUUGCGGCGCAUUUGCGGCCG